AUGUGCCGCCCAUACAUCCAUCAGGUGCUGGCGGGGCUGGCAACGGUGUUUGGCGGCGUGCGGCAGAACCCCUGGGCGGUGGGCAGCUGCCUCACGCAGCGGCGCUUCGUGCACCUGGUGGAGCGCACAGUGGCGGCACAGCCAUGGGUGCACGCCGUGGGGUACAUGGCCGUCAUCAACGGCUCUGACAGGGCGGCCUUUGAGCAGAAAGCGCAGUGCAAGCUGUUGGACAUUCUGGGCAAGCCGGCCCCGGAGGCGGAUUGGUACAUGAACUCGCGCGUGUGGUUCCAGGAGAACCCGCUGCUGCCGAUGCUGGAAGGGGCGUCCGUGUGCAUCAACGUGCGCACGCACCCCUCGUACGGCCCCCAGCUCUCCCACAUGCACGAGCUGGCAGCCAACCUGCUUAGCAUGCCCUACGUGCUCGACAACGGGGAGGCUGGCAUGGGCAUGGGUUUUCCAAUCUUUAAAGACGGAGUCACGACCUCCUCGCCGCUGGAGGAGAGGCGGGCGGCGCUGGUGGGGCUGAUAGCGGCGUCCAUCGACUUCAAGAGCCUCGCCGCUUUCAUCAUCAAUGAAGUGCUCCGCCAAGGUAACGUGCUGCUUAAGAGAAUAGAAUAUUUUAACUAG
This is a messenger RNA of Closterium sp. Naga37s-1, 627 nucleotides long. The record is from the annotation of a GenBank genome assembly. NCBI's taxonomy places the organism in Eukaryota, Viridiplantae, Streptophyta, Zygnematophyceae, Desmidiales, Closteriaceae.